AUAUAUAUAUAUUGUUGUAUAUAUGCGCAUUCCCUCUUACUAACUAAUACCUCUGCAAAAGCUGUUCACUCAGACACGACAAUCUCUUUCUCUCUCUUCUUUCUCUCUCUCAUCUUUCUCUCUCUAACCCUCCAUAAUAAAAACCCUGUAAAACCUCCAUAACUCAAAACCCACAUUUUCAGUUUUUCUCUAUAUGGCGACGGGCACAAGUGAGAGGAAGGGUACGAGGACGAGCCAGGUGGUGGGGGCGCCGCCGCCGGAGCCGGAGCACCUCCCCUGCCCGAGGUGCGACUCCACCAACACCAAGUUCUGCUACUACAACAACUACAACUUCUCGCAGCCACGCCACUUCUGCAAGUCGUGCCGGCGCUACUGGACCCACGGCGGCACGCUCCGCGACAUCCCCGUCGGAGGCGGCAGCCGCAAGAACGCCAAGCGGUCCCGCACCACCGCCAUUUCCGGCGGCGCCUCCUCCACCGACGGGUCCUCCGUCUUUUCUUCGCCCCAUCACGACUUCCGCGGAUUCCCCGCCGCCGCAGCUUCUCAGCUACUGGCGCCUUUCGGGGCCGAUCACGGCGGCGCCGGUGAUGCGAAGAUGUGUGGGAGUUUUACUUCAUUGCUGAGUACACAGGGGCCCGGACUUUGGGCUUUGGGUGGGUUUGGUAUCGGAAUUGGGCCUGGGCUUGAUGACGUGGGCUUUGGGCUGGGAAGGACCGUUUGGUCAUUUCCAGGGGUUGCUGAGGGUGGGCCCGCGAGUGGGAACACGUGGCAGAUGGAGAGUGGAGAAGCCGGGUUUGUGGGUGGGGACUCUUUUACCUGGCCAGAUCUUGCUAUUUCCACACCCGGAGGAAGUUUUAUGAAAUGAAAACGUAUUAAUUAGUGCUUAAUUUUGUAUCUUUGUAAUGUAAUCUUGGAGAUCAAAUUAGCAAAAUGUAGCAGGCAUUAAACAAACCUCUUUAAUUAACAGUAUUAUGGGUCUUUUAUGUCUUAA
Molecule: messenger RNA, 991 nt
Organism: Erythranthe guttata (spotted monkey flower)
Lineage: Eukaryota; Viridiplantae; Streptophyta; Magnoliopsida; Lamiales; Phrymaceae
Product: dof zinc finger protein DOF3.4
Biological process (GO): regulation of DNA-templated transcription
Molecular function (GO): DNA-binding transcription factor activity; DNA binding
Source: RefSeq, a predicted model, not a curated record